Messenger RNA from Spirometra erinaceieuropaei, 858 nucleotides. NCBI's taxonomy places the organism in Eukaryota, Metazoa, Platyhelminthes, Cestoda, Diphyllobothriidea, Diphyllobothriidae. The record is from the annotation of a GenBank genome assembly.
AUGUCCAGCGCUUCUACCAGCCAGCCGAUAGCCGGCAUUCACAUUUUUGACCUGCCAUCCGUGUGGCUCGGUGACAUCGCGUUAUGGCUGCGCACUGUAGAGUCACGAUUCGACCUCCGUCAGAUCACACGAGAGGAUACGAAAUUUCACUAUGUUGUGGCAGCACUCCCAAUGGAUAUCGCCACCGACCUCCGCGACAUCAUAGAUUGCCCGCCCACAGAAGCCCCUUAUACUGCCCUAAAGGAGGCUCUCAUUUCCCGAAUUUCCCUCUCAACGCAAAAACGUCUCCAACGUUUAAUUUCUGAGGAGGACCUCGGUGACAGGAAGCCUACGCAGCUUCUUAGGCGUUUGGAGCAGUUUGCAGACGGACAAAACUGGAUGCCACCAUGUUCAAGCAACUUUUCCUCCAACGGUUGCCUCCUGCUGUGCAAGCCAUCCUUGCGCCUAACAUUCCUUCAUCGACUGUUCAGAUGCUCGCGGAGACUGCUGACCGUAUACUCGAGUACUAUCAGCCUCCUGUUACGGUUAACGUCGCUAGUCGAAGCACAACUGCCCCCACAAUCGAGGAUGUCGUCAAACGCCUGGAUGCCCUUACUCUCGAAGUUUCCCAGCUCCGGGCCACUCGUGUCUAUAACCCUCGUAGUCCUGCAAUUUCUCUCCGCCCGAGAUCUCCCACUCCAAACAAACCUACAGUUGAUGGUUUCUGUUGGUAUCAUCACAAUUAUGGUUCUAACGCCCAUCGCUGCCACUCUCCGUGCAAGUAUAAAACACCCGCGUCGGAAAACUCCCCUGCCGACCAGUAAGGGCGACGAACGUGGUCGGCACAUCCUCUCCCAGUUGCUUACUCCACAUCUAUGA